This is a messenger RNA of Gadus macrocephalus (Pacific cod), 8335 nucleotides long. Its product is annotated as receptor-type tyrosine-protein phosphatase S-like. Gene Ontology annotation, molecular function: protein binding; protein tyrosine phosphatase activity. Lineage: Eukaryota; Metazoa; Chordata; Actinopteri; Gadiformes; Gadidae. The coding region runs from base 1 to 5202 and encodes 1733 amino acids. The record is from RefSeq and is a predicted model, not a curated record. The transcript has 29 exons. Gene Ontology annotation, biological process: protein dephosphorylation.
AUGCUUGGGAAGGAUCGCAGAGGAGGGGUCGUGUCUGUGUUGCUGAGGGGCCACGAGGGAGAGAGCUGGGAGCUGGCAGGCCAGGGAUCCGCUCAUGAUCCCAAACCUCACCUCCUGUCCUUGUGUCCCGUCUCUCCCUCACUUCCCCCCCCCAAAAAAGCUCUGCCCAAGCCCCCCGGCACCCCCAUCGUCACGGAGACCACGGCCACCAGCGUCACCAUCACCUGGGACUCGGGCAACCCGGACCCCGUCUCCUACUACAUCAUCCAGUACCGCGCCAAGGCCCCCGACAGCAAGUACGAGACGGUGGACGGCAUCACCACCACGCGCUACAGCAUCGGGGGCCUGUACCCCAACACCGACUACGAGAUCCGCGUGUCGGCCUUCAACAGCAUCGGCCAGGGCCUGCCCUCCCUGAGGGUGGAGGCCCGCACCGGGGAGCAGGCGCCCGCCAGCCCGCCCCGCAACGUCCAGGCCCGCAUCAUCUCCAGCAACGCCGUGAUGGUCCGCUGGGAGGAGCCGGAGGAGCCCAACGGACAGGUGAAGGGGUACCGCGUGUACUACACCAUUGACCCGUCGCGGCCUAUGAACGAGUGGCAGAUCCACAACGUUCAGGACAGCGUGAUCACCACCAUCCAGUACCUGAUCACCUCCGAGACGUACCACAUCCAGGUGUUGGCCUUCACCUCUGUGGGCGCGGCCUUCUCAGAGCCCGUGCUCGUCAAAGUCAUGCCUGGAGUGCCGGGCCAACCGGGGAAGUUUAAGGUUGGCAAGGUGACGGACACCAGCAUCGAGCUGACCUGGGAGCCGGCCUACACCAAGGAGGGCAUCGUCAACUACGAGCUGCUCUACAAACCUGUCAAGUUUGGAAGUUUGGAGAAGCUGACCUUUGGGCCCAGGAACUCUUACACGGUGGAGGGGCUGAAGGCCAACACUGAGUACUCCUUCACCCUGGCUGCCAUCUCCAACAAGGGCAUCGGGGCUUUCACCAACGAGCUGGUGCAGAGGACAUCACAAGCCAACCCCUGUUCUGUUCAGGGCUCCCCCGUAACCCCCUGCCAACUGCCCUCCCUGCCCCCUGUCCAAUCAGAGCCCGGGGCUGCACCCGAGGGCGUGUCCUGUGAGAGCGCCAGCUCCACCUCCCUGAGGGUCAGGUGGACCCCGCCUCCGCCGGCGGGGGCGGGGAGCGGCGCGGCGCGCUACGAGCUGAGCUACUGGCCGCUGCCGGGGGAGUCGGGGAGGGAGGCCCUGCCCAGGGGCCCGGGGCCCCCGGGACCCCCGGGGCUGGAGGUGGCCCCGGACGCGGGCCAGGCGCUGGUGACGGGGCUGAGGAAGUGGAGCUGGUACAACGUGUCCCUGGCCUCGGGGCCGUCCUCCGACGGGGAGGGGCCCCGGAGCCCCCCGCUGCUCUGCAGGACCGCCGAGGACGUGCCCGGGGCAGCCCCACGUCAGAUAGAUGUCAAGCCGCUCAACUCCUCAGCAUUUAGAGUGGGCUGGCGAUCGGUGUUGCCGCGGUUACAGCAGGGUCAGAUCCGCGGGUACCAGGUGCACUACAGCCGCGUGGAGGGGGGGGAGUCGCGGACCCUGCCCCGCAUCAAAGACCUGCUGCUGGACGACGCCCAGAUGGAGGCGGAUGACUCCACUCAGUAUGAAAUGAUUUUGGGGGGGCUGCGAGCAGAGACUCUGUACUCUGUCUCCGUGGCCGCUUACACCACCAAAGGGGACGGGACCCACAGCAAAGCCAAGCUGGUUCCGACCCCAGGGAGAGUCCCCGGCCCCCCGUCCCUGUGGCUGCGUCCAGAGGCGGGCCCCGCUGUGGUGGCUCGGUGGGCGGCCCCCCCGGGGGACCCAGAGACGGGCUCCGCCUCCCAGGGGCCACCGGUUGAAGUCCUGGGGUACCGCCUGCAGUUUGGGCCGAAGAACUCGUCCCUCGGCGCCCCGCUGGACCUCACCGCCCAGAACCGGACCCACACGGUGCAGAAGGGCCUCCGCGAGGGCUCCACCUACGUCUUCCUCCUCUCCGCCCGGAGCCGGGCGGGCUACGGACAGGGAGUGCGUCAGGAGAUCCAAAUCCCCGAGUACCCGCCGUCGGGAUUCCCCAGAAUAGGGGACUCUGUGAACGCCACCUGCUGCUCCCUCCAGCUCUCCUGGCUGCCCCCUCCCCCGGAGGAGCGGCACGGCGCCAUCACAGAGUACACCUUGGCCUACAGAGAGGCCGAAGAGCUGGCCAGGCCGCCGUCCGUGGCCUCGGCCGGCUCCACCGCCGUGCCUGGCUCGAUAGUGGGGGCUGGCGGCACUGCGACGCCUGGCCCCGCUGCCGCCGCCGCCGCCGCCGCCCCCGCCGCCGCCCCCCUGUACCAAGUGUCUAUCCCCGCCUCCGAGUCUGAGUACACCAUCCUCGGCCUUAACCACAGCUCAGCCUAUGAGCUCCAGCUCAGGGCCCACACCAAGGCGGGGGCGGGCCCGCUCAGCCCGCCGCUGGUGUGCCGAACCCUGGCCUUUGAGACAGAUGUGCCGAGGAACUUCUCCGUCAAUUUAGCCACAAAGACCAGCGUUCUUCUGACCUGGGAGUUUCCAGAGAGCACCUAUCCGUAUCGCUUUACUGUGGAGUACAACCGGCAGAAGAUGGAGGUGGACGCGCGGCUCCGGAAGGCGGUGAUCCCCAACCUGCAGCCCGACACCAGCUACGACUUCAAGAUCACCUCGCCGGAGGGCAACAUGGGGGGCCUGCGCCACCGCAUCAACGCCAAGACCUCCCCGCCCAUCACCAUCCGCCGGCCCGAGGUGGACCACACCCGCGACUCGGAGACCACCGUCACCAUCAUCCUGCCCUCUCUGGAGACCCGCACGCCCGUCAAGAACGUGUACGUGGUGGUGGUGCCACUGAGGAGAGCCAAAGGCGCCAUCAAACACCUUAAGAGCCCCGAUGAAAUGGACCUGGAGGAGCUUCUCAAAGACAUCAGUCAGCGGCAGCGGGACACGCGGCAGCAGAAGCAGGUGGACCUCCGGAGGGCGUACAUCACCGCCCGCUUCACGCCGGGCACCCUGCCCGCCUUCUUCGCCCUGGGGGACCAGCUGGACUACGGCGGCUUCGAGAACCGGGCCCUGGAGCCGGGCCAGGAGUACGUCUUCUUCAUCCUGGCCGAGCUCAACGCCACCACCGGGAAGAUGUACGUAGCCAGUCCCUACACUGACCCUGUGAUCGCCCCGGACUCGGACCCGCAACCCUUGGACGCCGGGGACGGUCUGAUCUGGGUGGUGGGACCCGUCCUGGCGGUGGUCUUCAUCAUCUGCAUCGUCAUCGCGAUACUCCUCUACAAGAACAGCAAGCCUGACAGCAAACGCAAGGACUCUGAGCCCGGCACGAAGAGCCUGUUGAGCAACGCAGAGAUGAUGGCCCACCACCCCACCGACCCCGUGGAGAUGAGACGCAUCAACUUCCAGACCCCCGGGAUGAUGAGCCAUCCUCCGAUCCCCAUCAACGAGCUGGCCGAGCACACAGAGCUGCUGAAGGCCAACGACAACCUGAGACUCUCUCAGGAGUACGAGUCCGUGGACCCCGGCCAGCAGUUCACCUGGGAGCACUCCAACCUGGAGGUCAACAAGCCCAAGAACCGCUACGCCAACGUCAUCGCCUACGACCACACCCGCGUCAUCCUGGCCCCCAUCGACAGUAUCCUGGGCAGCGACUACAUCAACGCCAACUACAUCGACGGCUACAGGAAGCAGAACGCCUACAUCGCCACCCAGGGGCCGCUCUCCGAGACCUUCGGGGACUUCUGGAGGAUGGUGUGGGAGCAGAGGGCCGCCUCCGUUGUCAUGAUGACGCGGCUGGAGGAGAAAUCGCGGGUGAAGUGCGACCAGUACUGGCCCAGCAGAGGAACGGAGACCUACGGUAUGAUCCAGGUCACCCUGCUGGACACCAUGGAGCUGGCCACCUUCUGCGUCCGCACCUUCUCCCUGCAUAAGAGCGGGGGCAGCGAGCGGCGGGAGGUGAGACAGUUCCAGUUCACGGCCUGGCCGGACCACGGCGUGCCGGAGUACCCCACCCCCUUCCUCAACUUCCUGCGCCGGGUCAAAGCCUGCAACCCGCCGGACGCCGGGCCAAUCAUCGCUCACUGCAGUGCCGGCGUGGGCCGCACCGGCUGCUUCAUCGUCAUCGACGCCAUGCUGGAGCGCAUUCGCCACGAGCGCACCGUGGACGUGUACGGCCACGUCACGCUCAUGCGCUCCCAGCGCAACUACAUGGUGCAGACAGAGGACCAGUAUAGCUUCAUCCACGAGUCUCUGCUGGAGGCGGUCGCCUGCGGCAACACAGAGGUGGCCGCGCGGAGCCUCUACUCUUACAUGCAGAAGCUCUCGCAGGUGGAGACCGGAGAGCACGUCACCGGCACCGAGCUGGAGUUCAAGCGGCUUGCCAACACCAAAGCCCAUACGUCCCGCUUUGUGACAGCCAACCUACCGUGCAACAAAUUCAAGAACCGCCUGGUGAACAUCAUGCCCUACGAGACCACGCGCGUGUGCCUCCAGCCAAUCCGCGGCCUGGAGGGCUCCGAUUACAUCAACGCCAGCUACAUCGAUGGAUACAGGCAGCAGAGAGGGUACAUCGCCACCCAGGGUCCGCUGGCUGAGACUACAGAGGACUUCUGGAGGAUGCUCUGGGAGCACAAUUCCACCAUCGUGGUCAUGCUCACCAAACUGAGAGAGAUGGGCCGGGAGAAGUGCCACCAGUACUGGCCGGCUGAGCGUUCAGCCAGAUACCAGUACUUUGUGGUGGACCCAAUGGCCGAGUACAACAUGCCGCAGUACAUCCUCAGAGAGUUCAAAGUCACCGACGCCCGGGAUGGCCAAUCACGCACAGUCCGUCAGUUCCAAUUCACCGAUUGGCCGGAGCAAGGUGUGCCCAAGUCAGGUGAAGGCUUCAUCGAUUUCAUUGGUCAAGUGCACAAAACAAAGGAGCAGUUUGGCCAGGAUGGACCAAUCAGCGUUCACUGCAGUGCUGGCGUGGGGCGGACCGGCGUCUUCAUCACCCUGAGCAUCGUGCUGGAGAGGAUGCGGUACGAGGGCGCAGUGGACAUCUUCCAGACUGUCAAGAUGCUGCGCACGCAGAGGCCCGCCAUGGUGCAGACGGAGGACGAGUACCAGUUCUGCUACCAGGCGGCGCUGGAAUACCUGGGGAGCUUUGACCACUAUGCAACAUAAAUGAAGAGAGAGGGACCAGAAGCACCUCCUCCCUCCUCCUCCUUUCCUUUUUCAUUUUUUCUUUUUGCUCUGAGGUCACAAACAAACAAGACAGAGAGGGGACUGAACGCGGACGAGAGGAAGAGGAGACCAACCCUUCUUACAAUCAAAACCUUCGAUUAAGACCAAAUUCAAUGACGAUCGCAAAACAAACAAACAAAUGCUCCUGAACUCUCAUGUCCAAGGAGCACCCCCCCCCCCCCCCCCCCCCCCCCCCCCCCCAUCCCGCCCCCCAAAACGUAAACCCAGCGCUCCCAUUACAAGCUAGUGGUGGGCUGUGGGACUAACCGUGUACUCAAUAUACUUACCUCAGUGUUCCAGUGUGAAGGAUGUAUAUUACCCGUGUGUGUUGUGGUCAGCUAUCUCCAAGAAUCUCCAGGAAAUUAUAAUACUCUACUAUGUGUAUAAAAUAACAACGACAAACUGUAAAAAAAAAAAAAUACAAAAAAAAACUAACUAGAAAGAGCCUGAAUAUUUGCUGCACCCUAGAUGGGCUUUUUAAUCCUCAAAAUUUGUAUCUAUUUAUUUGAUGUACAAAAAGUUACAAAGUGCAAAGGUCUGUGUGUCUGUGAGUCUGUUUUAGAGGCGUCUGCCGUUGCCACAGAUAGUUCAAGGCUUUGUUUCAGCAGAUUAAACCACUUUUACGGAUUGACUUGCCAUCAAGGGGACUGUUUAAAAAAAAGCAUGUUAUGGAUGCUUCGUUUCCCCUCCCCGCCCCCGCCCCCCCCGAUCCACAGUGCCAAGAGAGAACAACAACGACAACAACACAACGACACACUGGUUGUCAGCAGAUCUUUGACAUUUUUACGUCCUGUAUCCUGAAGAGAUGAACACUGGAGUUUGGGUUGGUCCUGGUUGGGCCCCACCUACUAACCACCACUAUCCCCGGGAGCAUUGAGCCUCACUACAGCGGCGUUUAGAGCCUGCUUUAGCCCCCCCCGUGGGGCUGGAGGUUUAUAGCUUACUUAUACUGUGUGCUACUGUAUAGACCUACCGUCCUCCAUGCAAAAGCCACUCUUCUAUCGAGAACUCAUUCAUCGUGUCCGCCAGCAAUGGGCUGUGAAUAAGUGAUACUAACAAAGACACUCAUCCGAUGUAUACGUCUUUCCUUGUUUUUUCUUUCACUCUCUUUUCAUUCCUUCCUUUUCUUCUCUGGUCCCAUUCCCGCAGCCACGAUCCACGCGGUUGUGCGUUGCGUUACGGUUGCACGAUUUCUAUGUCUUUUGCCUUAUAGGUUGAACAGAUUUCAUCGCUGUGUCUCUCAACAUGCUGCUCAACGUUUCACGCUGUUUUAUUUCUGUUGUGUGCUUAGCGCGUGGUGUCUCCUCGUGUUGCUUCAGCCGCUGCUGUCGGACAUUCUGGCUACAGUGUGAUCGGAUGUGAACAGCUGGAUCAGGCUGAUCAAUUUAUAGAAAAUAGUUGGAUUCAUAACCAGUGCGAAAUGUUACAUGAUUAAAGUCACAAUGUGUAUGACUGGGCCCCUCCCAGUGAGUAGGAGGGCGGCUUUCAGAAUUUAAAAAGGAGAUAACAGUGUUCUGUCCACGCUAACAGGCUGUAAUGCUGUGUGACCUGAGCUAGCGUGGCUCGGCUGGCUGAGUGGCGUGAGAGGGAGGAGAUUUUCGAAGUGUCGAUAGUGAGAUAAACACAGAGAUUAGUACGGGCUGGCCAGCACUUCUUAUUUGUGGAAUAUAUCAGUUAUAGGGUGUGAUUUUAUUGAUACCCUUUUAGAAAUCACUAUCGAUCAGCAUUGACUACAUACAUGUCCAGGUCAUUUAAUGCCACGAGCAAGUUAAAAUGUUACACAUUGCGACUUUAAGGGUUGUAGUAAGGAUAGCGUAAAAUAACGUGAAAAAAAUUAAAGAUUAAACAUGAUGGUCGGUCUUUAAGUGUCCUCCCUUUUAGCCAAUCACAACGGUAUGACAGAUUGCCACAUGAUGUCGAAUUUACCCCAAAAAAACCUUGUGUACAGAACAUCUUCCACUUUAACCUUCUAAUCCAGUAUACUAAACCGCAAGUCUUUUGAUAUUGAAAGUUCUCUUUCAUUAUUUGGAGAUAUAAUCAUCGUCGUUCCAAUGUCAUUAUGAGCAGGACGCGGCUCCAGAACCAAGAACCUCCUGGCAGCGCCGCUGGUUUGUAGAUAUAGUCCGACAUCAUCGGACUACUAUACAGUACAGAAACAUAUGCCUGAGCACAAGAUAUAAUGUGAGGUUGGAUGUGAAGUAGUUCGUACUGUCGACAAAAGAAGCCUUAUUGUUAUAGUUCACUUUUGUCAUAUUUAUUUGAUAUUUCUUUUUUUAAAUAAAAUAUUUAUUAUCUUUCUAUUUUGUUACUUUUUACUUUUAUUCAUUUAUUUAUUUUGGGAUAUCAAAUAUAACCAACAACAUGUUUACUUGUUUAUUCGGCAAGCCAAUGUUUCUGUAUUAUGUUAGUUUGUUUAUUUGGUUUUUCAAGGUCAGUUUUUGGUGCUUUUUUUUAUUUGCUUUAGUAUUUAGUAUCCACUCUGUUGAGGGGGCUAUUUGAUACUGUGUCCUAGUUAGCUACAAAUGUAUAUUAAAUCUAGCUAGAUUAAUUUUAAAGUUCCCCAGAAGUGGUAUAAUUCAGCAACAUUGUUGACCAUGAUAAAAUGAUGAUUAAAUAUAAUAUUAGAUAUAGGAAGACAGCGAACAUAGUUCUAUGAAGCAGAGUAGUGGGUCGGGGUUCAAGCCAGUGCACAACUAACCUUUAGUUUGAUGAACCUUUAAAGCACAUGCUAGCAAGUGAUGGUGAAAUAAGGCAUCCAAUUAUUUUUGUUCAAUGCUCAAAGUUUUUGUUCAUAAAAUUUGAAAUUAUUCUGAUAUGAAAUUUGUGUGGUCGAAACCCGUCUUGACAUUGUGUUGCAUAUAUACAAUAUGUUAUUCGGUUUUGAAUAUCUGAUCAUGAUCGUGUCAACGGAUAUAUUUCGGGCACACGGAGGAAGCAUAAAAAUCUAUCGAGGGACUGACCUUAUGAAGACAUUCUCCUCGCCUAUGUACAUGUUAUUUCCUUUCAAACCAUGGAUGUAGAUAUUGUAUCUUGACUUUGUAUUAAAAGCAGGAUGAUUGGAUAUACAGCACAA